AAGUCUAGUUCGUGGCAAUUUUAGUAAACAUUUAUUCUAAGCUUAUUUAUUGCAAUGCUUGAGCCGGUAAGAAAAUCCUCUGUGUCCGGUGGAAGCACAAGCACGGCGGAAAAGCUGUGUUUCGACAAAAAUGAAUUCAUGAAGGAAAAUUUCUCUGUGGAUGAGUUUUUGCAUAAAAAUCGCAAUGCUCCUAGUCUGGAGCAACUGCGAGACAAUCUGGGGUUGUACUUAAAAGGUCUACGCGCCGCUAUGAUUGACUUGAUUAACGAGGAUUAUGCUGAUUUUGUUAAUUUAAGUGCUAACUUGGUUGGACUGGAUCAGUCCAUUGAAACUAUACAGCGUCCGCUGGAGCAAUUUCGUAAUGAUAUCGAAGGCAUGCAUAGUCUAAUAGAUGAAAACGUGCUAGAGCUGCAGGCACAGCUUGAGGAAAAGCGUCAGCUGCGCGAAUUUCAACACAACUUGCAAAGCCUAAAGAAGGUUUAUGAAAUAAUUGGCAAGCUGCAGCAAUUGAUUGACCAGAAACUAAGUGGCGACCAGCACGCCAAAGCAGUUGAUUUGGAACGUGCAGCUCUAGAUUUAAUACAGCUAAAAUUUCAUGAAAAGCACUGCGCAAAACACUUGGACAUCGAGCAGCAGCAACAAAUAAAACAACUGGAAAAUCAAGUGCAUCGCCAGCUGCGACGUUUCUAUAACUAUGCUUUGGAGCAAGCGCGCAAUUCAGUUACUGAGCACUUAGAGCGCUGCUUACGCAUAUACAUAACAUUGGAUGCUUGCUCAGCGGCAGAGCAGGCGUUUCGAGAGGACGUGGUGGCGCCUUAUAUGGACGGCAUUAUUGGCGAGCAACAGUUACAGAAUUCGCCGCAAGGACUGGCCGGCAUUUACAAUAAGAUACUCAAUUUUAUAUCGCUGCAUAUGACGGAUCUAUUGCGGCUUACGCUCUACUCGGACAAGCUGCCUGGUUUCAAUUUUGUCGUGAACAGCUACUGGGCGGAUGUUGAGUCACGUCUGGAGCUGCAUAUGAAUUCUAUUUUUGCGCCCGGCAACUCGGAGGUGUUUUACAUAAAAUACAAAUGCACACGUGACUUUCUGGGCAAAAUUGAGGAGCUGUUGACAAGCAGCGGGGAGCAGGCAGUGGCCAGCUAUCGGCAACACAAGCAAACCAAGAGCUUCGAAGCUCGCUGGAAUUUGCCAGUUUACUUUCAGAUUUGCUUUCAGGACAUAGCUGGUAGCUUUGAGGCACAACUUGAGCCCUUGCUUAAGGAGGACACGUUGAUGGCCAAAGCUGCAGAGGAUGCAUAUCAUUUGGCACCCUUUAAUGCGGCCAAGAAUGCUUUGCUACGCUGCUGGGCUGAGGGUGUCUAUCUACCCGAAGUGUUUGCAAAAUUCUACAAGCUCAAUGUGCAAAUUAUUUUGCGUCUCUCACGUUGGAUUACAGAUGCCAUUAGCGCUUCACAGGCAAACAACAGCAACAGUUUUCCCAAGGCAUACACACGACAGAAACUGUUGAUUACAUUGCAUGUAGAUACGCGCAAGCUGGAAGCGUAUUUGCCAACGCUACAACAGCUUGUAAUGCAAGCAGCACCAAAGACCUCAAACAUGCAGUUAUUUAAUGAUGUUAUGAAGAAUUCCAUGGCUGCUCUGGCUGAUAACUUGAGCAAUCAGUUGCUCAAUAUACAGCAGACACUGAAAGAGCUGCUGAUUAGUGAAUGUGGCAUGGAUAAUGUGCGGCAGGUUAAUGAUUUGCCACGCCUAUAUCGCAAGACGAAUCGUGAGGUGCCCACGCGCUGUUCUAGUUACGUAGAUCAAAUGCUAAAACCACUCAAAACUUUUGCGGCACAACAUGAAGCGCAGCUGGGUUCGUUGGUGGUGCAGCAAAUUCUAUCAGAUGUCUGCAGUAACAUAACUACGGCUUAUUAUAAUGUAGUAAGCGAUGUGCUUACUUCUGUGCAGAAGACUGAAGAGUCUUUGCGUCGUUUGCGCAACUUGAAGAGCGGCGCUACAACGGCGCAGUCUAGUACUGCCAUGACGGAUGAUGAUAAGAUACGCCUGCAGCUGCGUGUUGAUGUUGCCAAUUGGCAAUUGGAGCUAUCCAAGCUGAACUUUGAGCCCUCUCAAAUCGAAAAGUUGCUGGAACUGUGCAAUAUGGUGGAGGACAGUAUUAAGUCCAAAGAAAGCAACGCUUAAAUACAUUUAAAAUAUUUACAUAUUUCAAUUUAUUGUUAAACGUUUACUAUUGUCUGCUAAGGCGCAUAAAUAUUGCUUGUAAAUU
Molecule: messenger RNA, 2269 nt
Organism: Drosophila busckii
Lineage: Eukaryota; Metazoa; Arthropoda; Insecta; Diptera; Drosophilidae
Gene: Cog2
Product: conserved oligomeric Golgi complex subunit 2
Exons: 4
Coding region: 55-2184 (709 amino acids)
Biological process (GO): Golgi organization; protein transport; intra-Golgi vesicle-mediated transport
Cellular component (GO): membrane; COG complex
Source: RefSeq, a predicted model, not a curated record